UGGCACAAGAAUGAUUGUAAAGGAAUUAGGGGAUGAUAUUCUGAAGGUUGAGGUUGUAACCGGGUCAGUGGCUGGCUCAGGAACUAUUAUUUGCCUUUCACGAGUGUGGUGUGAUUACGAAGAUAAUAGAGAAGAUGGAGUUAAUUUCCGACGGUUGCAGUUUCCUGUUCGUCUUGCAUAUGCAAUGACGAUCAUGAAGGCCCAAGGCCAAACUGCAACAAGAGUUGGACUCGACCUCACACAUCAAGUGUUUGGUCAUGGUAAUCUAUAUACAGCUCUUUCGAGAGUUCGUACUGCUGAUUCAUUUAAAGUUUUUGCACCACAUGUUAAUGAAAAACAAACAACUAAGAGUAAAAUGAUAAAGAAUGUAGUCGCCGAUGGCUUAGAAUUCUUCUAAUGCCUUUUUGAAUUUUUCACGGACAUGUCUCACAAUGCUAUUCCACUGGCCUGGACAUAAUUACCCAGAGCCUUCGCCAACGUUUGCUUUAAAGUCGCCAAAUGGCGAAAAUGUUACUUUAUCUUAGCCUCUAAGACGCCUUUGGCGUGUGUUUACUUGAUCUUCAGCCUCUCGGUCGCCGAUG
Molecule: messenger RNA, 581 nt
Organism: Meloidogyne enterolobii
Lineage: Eukaryota; Metazoa; Nematoda; Chromadorea; Rhabditida; Meloidogynidae
Source: the annotation of a GenBank genome assembly